Molecule: messenger RNA, 815 nt
Organism: Guyanagaster necrorhizus
Lineage: Eukaryota; Fungi; Basidiomycota; Agaricomycetes; Agaricales; Physalacriaceae
Exons: 4
Coding region: 140-592 (150 amino acids)
Source: RefSeq, a predicted model, not a curated record
ACGUGAUCACAGCCCUUGCUAUUGUUUAUUGUAAAAAGGGGUAGGGCCGCCUCCUUAGACUCCUUGUUUUCAUUCAGCGACUUUGCACCCACUCCACCCCAAGCUGGGUACAAAGCACAGCAGUCUGCUACCGCUGCGUAUGACUGAUAUCGCUAUGUUAUCCAACGAAUAUGACAUCUACGUGGCGCAGUUCGGCCAUCCUCUUCUCCGCGGGGCCAAACAUUGGUCCAUCGUGGUCAUGACGGAUCCAAACAAGCUGACCGGAAUCGCGUAUCAGAUCAGCGGCGGUACGGAGACGUAUGAAGUCAAGCCCCCUGAAGGUAUAGACUUGUUCGACACGCCGACAUACAUGGGCCGUGUCAAGGUGGGGAAAGUCGCGAGAACACUGGUAUAUGGCGAUAACGGGGGGGGGUCACUCGGUUUCAUACUGACGAGGACGCCCGUCGUGUUGGGAAAUGUGCAUUGGAAUUGUCAGAACUGGGUUGCGGAAGGUCUCAAGCGGCUGAAGGAUGCUCAUCAUUCGAUUGAUGAUGAUUGUUUGGAAAGUUUGCAGCGGAGGCUUAGUUCGGUCGGAAGAGAAAGCCGAGAUUGACUGCUGAAUAAAAUAAGCCCAUCUUUGAUUUGUUUUACAAAGCUGGCUACUUAUGCUUUCGAGGGAAUAAAGUGCGUAUCUCGCAGAGUUUCAAUGUGAUGGUGUUUCAUGCUUCAAGGUCCCGCAAAGAUCCGGAGUCUUAUAAAAGAGGUACCACAUCGUAUAAUUUAAUGCAAUACUAGAUCGCUUUGUUCUCUGCCCCUACCAUCAUUCCAUCAGUGGA